Messenger RNA from Cricetulus griseus (Chinese hamster), 2099 nucleotides. The record is from RefSeq and is a predicted model, not a curated record. Lineage: Eukaryota; Metazoa; Chordata; Mammalia; Rodentia; Cricetidae.
CAUACUGAAUGUCUUUUUCAGAUAGCAGCAGCAGCGGCUAUGUUUCACUUCUUCCGAAAGCCUCCAGAAUCCAAAAAGCCCUCUGUACCGGAACCAGAAGCAGAUGGAUUUGUCCUCUUAGGAGACACAGCAAAUGAAAUGAAAUGUAAAACUUCUGAAGCAGAAGACAGCCCGUCUUUGGAGACCGGCAAAGAAGACACAUCCAGUGUGACUGUAGCAGGUCCCGAGACAGGAAAUGAAGCUGGCCAGACACUGGAGAACAACUCCCUAACAGCUGAGCUCCUGAGUGACGUGCCCUUCACCUUGGCUCCACAUGUGCUGGCCGUGCAGGGCACCAUCGGCGACCUUCCUGACCACUUACUCUCAUACGAUGUCGGCGACAACCUGUCCCGAUUCUGGUAUGAUUUCACUCUUGAAAAUUCAGUACUCUGUGAUUCAUAGUCUUUGUGUCUGUGCAUACCUUAACAGCUUGAAAAGAAAAAAAAAGUUUGCCUAUUUUAUUGAACCCUGUUUGAUGUUCCUUGUCAUUUCACCCUUGAAGGCCUGGAGGCAAGCCAGGAUCAUAAAAUAACAUCGUGUUCGUGGGUUUACUCUUCAGAAUAAAGUGAUUUUAUACAAAAAUUGAUAGCAACAAUUUAAUAAAGGGAACUCACUUUGGAAAAGAAUAAGAAUUCAGACUGCCUGUGUAGAUAGAAAAGUGAAGCUGUUGAGAUUGUAAGAGAGGCACAGAGUAUUUUUGCAGCCUCUGAAGACACAAGACAGAAAGAGAAACAAGGCUUUCCUCUGGAUACCAAGACUCCAAAAUCGGAGCUUAGAGGGAGUGUGAAGGUGCUUUUGGGAUUCAGAGGAAGUUGUGAUGUUACUCCCUUAACGGCUUCCACAAUGUUUGGGAAUGGGGUCAAAAGAAAGCUUCCAGUUAACAUAAUUUUUUCAGUGUCAGUUUAGACAAACUGAUAGGGAAAUUUGAAACUUCUCAUAAACAUCAUUGAUUAUCAUUUGCUAAUUCAAGAAUGCUGUGAAGGGGACACUGUGGUUUGCUUAGACAGACCCAUGUGGCCCUCUCCAAGCUCCUGAAGGACGGCUCUGUCCCUCCUUGUUCCCUUCACAUUCCCUCUGGGGAUUCUUGGACCAGUUUUCAAAGAGUUUUCCCCACUUCUGCCUCAGUUGGUUUGUCUUCCUUACCACAUAUGUUCCCAGUUUAUGAGAUCUGCAUUUCCUUUUGCCUCCUCUGCCUCCUAAUGAAAACAUCUCAUGAUGAUACGUAUCAUUGCUGAUAAGACUUGUUUAGGGAUUUGUUGGCUGCAGUACAGAUGGCGGUGUUUAACUGGUAAACAUACUCGGUUUCACUACUUUCCACUUAGAGUGUAGGCAGACACCCAAAUAUGACUUGUCCUUCUUGAAUAUCCAUUAUUUAUCCUAAAUAAAAUUAGGCAGGACUGCCAUUAGCCAAUGAACUACACAAGAUUUGGUAAAUAAUAACAGGAGACUUUCUAUGCCAUGAAAAAGUUGUCAUUUCUUUUAAUUAGUUAUAAUUUAUUGAUCCUGUGCCAAAGUUUUAAGUAUAUUUUUUUCACAAAGAGAGUAUCAGGAAAACUAAACACUGUGCAGAAAAGUACAAGAAUUAUUUUAUUUUUAAUGUGCUAUGCAUGUUCAUUUAGUAGGUGUGGUGUGGUCUUGAUAAAGAGGUCUGAGUUAUUUUAAGUUAAAGGAACAUUUGUACUGAUAAAAAUGUACUUCAUUUACAAUUAACAUUACCAUGUGAAGUUAAUGAUUUAAGUUAGGUCUUUACCUAGUUUUCAUAAAGCAUCUACAUAGGAAAUAUGCCUUAUUAUUGACACAAAUGUGAACAUUUUGUAGCACUUUUUGUGAAGGUACAAUCCUUUUCAACUAUCCAUGUUAAUGUAUUUUCAAAAUGUAAUGUAAAGAGGUAGUUUUUUUGUCUAAAAUAUGUGAAAAUUUAUAUAGUUAUGCAUUUCAUUUAUAUUUAUGUCUACCAUAUUAUAAAUGUGCUUAUAAAAACUGUUUGUCUACAAUUAUAUUUUAAGAAUGUGAAAUACAUGUUUAAAAUAAAUGUUUUGAUUGUUUUCAUAUCCACAAAA